UUCUCCAGAUCAGAACACCUCAAGAAACACCAGCAGAGACCCACAGGGAAGAAAUCUAACUGCUGCUCUGACUGUGGGAAACGUUGCAAAUAUUCAUCAGAACUUAAAAUACACCAGAGAACACACACAGGAGAGAAGCCUUAUAGCUGUGAUCAAUGUGGGAAGAGUUUUACUGUGUCAAGCUCCUUGAUAGUGCACCAGAGAACACACACAGGAGAGAAAUCGUAUAGCUGUGGUCAAUGUGGGAAGAGUUUUAAUCGGUCAAGCAGCCUGAUAGUACACCAGAGAGUACACACAGGAGAGAAACCUUAUAGCUGUACUCAAUGUGGGAAGAGUUUUGUUCAAUCUGGCUCUCUGACUUUACACCAGAGAACACACACAGGAGAGAAACCUUAUAGCUGUGGUCAAUGUGGGAAAAGUUUUGUUCAAUCUGGCUCUCUGACUUUACACCAGAGAACACACACAGGAGAGAAACCUUAUAGCUGUGAUCAAUGUGGGAAGAGUUUUGGUCAAUCUAGAGAUCUGACAGUGCACCAGAGAAUACACACAGGAGAGAAACCCUAUAUAUGUGAGCAAUGUGGGAAAUGUUUUGCUGCAUCUAGAAAUCUGACUCUACACCAGAGAACACACACAGGAGAGAAACCUUAUAGUUGUACUCAAUGUGGGAAGAGUUUCUGUACAUCUAGCUAUCUAACUAUACACCAGAGAACACACACAGGAGAGAAACCCUUUAGCUGUACUCAAUGUGGGAAGAGUUUUGUUCAAUCUGGCUCUCUGACUGUCCACCAGAGAACACACACAGGAGUGAAACGAUAUAGCUGUAGUCAAUGUGGGAAGAGAUACUCUGAUAAAAGAUCUCUGAUUAAACAUCAGAAA
Molecule: messenger RNA, 876 nt
Organism: Salvelinus sp. IW2-2015
Lineage: Eukaryota; Metazoa; Chordata; Actinopteri; Salmoniformes; Salmonidae
Product: zinc finger protein 180-like
Biological process (GO): embryo development; urogenital system development; regulation of transcription by RNA polymerase II
Cellular component (GO): nucleus; nucleoplasm
Molecular function (GO): DNA-binding transcription repressor activity, RNA polymerase II-specific; RNA polymerase II cis-regulatory region sequence-specific DNA binding
Source: RefSeq, a predicted model, not a curated record